UGAAAAAUGUUUUUGUUUGCUUUUAGGUUUUUUGCUUUUUAAAGAUUUUUGUUUAAAUGAAAUUGAUGAAGCUGUCCCUCAGGUGAAGUUUUAUGAAGAGAUAAAAGAAUAUGAAAAGCUCGAUUCUGAAGAAAAGCGCCUCUGUAAGAGUAAGCACAUUUAUGACACGUUCAUAAUGAAGGAGCUUCUGUCUUCUUCCCAUGUAUUCUCAAAGAAAGCUGUAGACCAUGUUCAAACUCAUCUAGCCAAGAAAAAAGUGCCCUCAAACCUUUUUCAGCCAUACCUAGAAGAAAUUUGUGAUAGUCUUCGGGGCAACAUAUUUCAAAAAUAUAUCGAAAGUGACAAGUUCACUAGAUAUUGUCAGUGGAAAAAUGUAGAGCUAAAUAUCCAUUUGACCAUGAAUGAUUUCAGUGUACAUAGGAUAAUCGGACGAGGAGGAUUUGGUGAAGUAUAUGGUUGCAGAAAAGCAGACACUGGAAAAAUGUAUGCCAUGAAAUGCCUGGAUAAAAAGAGGAUCAAAAUGAAACAAGGAGAAACCUUGGCCUUAAAUGAGAGGAUCAUGUUGUCCCUUGUUAGCACAGGGGAUUGUCCUUUCAUUGUGUGUAUGACCUAUGCCUUCCACACCCCCGACAAGCUGUGCUUCAUCCUGGACCUGAUGAAUGGGGGAGAUUUGCACUAUCAUCUCUCACAGCACGGGGUGUUUUCUGAAAAGGAAAUGAAGUUCUAUGCUGCUGAAAUCAUCCUGGGCUUAGAGCACAUGCACAACCGUUUUGUUGUUUACAGAGAUUUGAAGCCUGCAAAUAUCCUUUUGGAUGAAUAUGGACAUGUGAGGAUAUCAGAUCUUGGGCUUGCCUGCGAUUUUUCCAAAAAGAAACCACAUGCUAGUGUUGGAACCCAUGGAUAUAUGGCUCCUGAGGUGCUCCAGAAGGGGACGGCGUAUGACAGCAGUGCUGACUGGUUCUCUCUCGGCUGUAUGCUCUUCAAGCUUCUACGGGGUCACAGCCCUUUCAGACAACACAAAACCAAAGACAAGCACGAAAUCGACCGGAUGACACUCACCGUGAAUGUGGAACUUCCAGAUGCAUUUUCCCCUGAAUUAAAAUCCCUUUUGGAAGGAUUGCUACAAAGAGAUGUUAGCCAGCGACUUGGCUGCCUGGGAAAUGGUGCAGAGGAAGUAAAAAGCCACAUAUUUUUCAAAGGAGUCGACUGGCAGCAUGUCUACUUACAGAAGUAUCCUCCACCACUGAUCCCUCCCCGAGGUGAGGUAAAUGCGGCAGACGCUUUCGAUAUUGGCUCAUUUGAUGAAGAGGACACCAAAGGCAUCAAGUUGCUUGAUUGUGAUCAGGAGCUUUACAAGAACUUCCCUUUGGUAAUAUCAGAACGCUGGCAGCAAGAGGUGGCCGAGACAGUCUAUGAUGCCGUCAAUGCCGAGACCGAUAAGAUUGAGGCCAGGAAACGGGCUAAAAAUAAGCAGCUCGGCCAUGAAGAAGAUUAUGCUUUAGGGAAAGACUGUAUUUUACAUGGAUACAUGUUGAAACUGGGAAAUCCAUUUCUGACGCAGUGGCAACGUCGUUAUUUUUACCUCUUUCCAAACAGACUGGAGUGGAGGGGAGAGGGAGAAUCUCGGCAAAACCUAGUGACCCUGGAGCAGGUCGUGUCAGUGGAAGAAACUCAGAUUAAAGACAAGAAAUGCAUUUUGCUGAGGGUAAAAGGAGGGAAACAAUUGGUCCUACAGUGUGAGAGUGACCCCGAGUAUGUGCAUUGGAAAAAAGAGUUGAUAGAGACCUUCACAGAGGCUCAGCGGUUAUUGCGCCGGGCUCCCAAGUUCCUCAACAAGCCUCGGCCGGCCGUCGUCGAGCUGUCGAAGCCUCCUCUCAGCCACAGAAAUAGCAACGGCCUUUAAUGGCGACGGACGCUUCGGAGACGCCAUCACUCCCUCCCCUUGAUGAGCUCACAAAGUACU
Molecule: messenger RNA, 1963 nt
Organism: Gracilinanus agilis (Agile Gracile Mouse Opossum)
Lineage: Eukaryota; Metazoa; Chordata; Mammalia; Didelphimorphia; Didelphidae
Gene: GRK3
Product: G protein-coupled receptor kinase 3
Exons: 19
Coding region: 176-1903 (575 amino acids)
Biological process (GO): regulation of signal transduction; protein phosphorylation; G protein-coupled receptor signaling pathway
Molecular function (GO): ATP binding; G protein-coupled receptor kinase activity; G protein-coupled receptor binding
Source: RefSeq, a predicted model, not a curated record